Messenger RNA from Loxodonta africana (African savanna elephant), 1886 nucleotides. It is a transcript of the gene BCL3, whose product is annotated as BCL3 transcription coactivator. Bases 61 to 1425 code for a protein of 454 amino acids. Lineage: Eukaryota; Metazoa; Chordata; Mammalia; Proboscidea; Elephantidae. The record is from RefSeq and is a predicted model, not a curated record. The transcript has 9 exons. Gene Ontology annotation, molecular function: protein binding.
GGUGCCGCCGAGCAGAGCCGCGCUCCGGCCGCCCGUUCGGCCGCCGUCGCCGGCGGCCCCAUGCCCCGAUGCCCCUCGGGGGCCAUGGACGAGGGGCCCGUGGACCUGCGCACCCGGCCCAAGGCCGCUGGACCCCCUGGCGCAGCGCUGCCGCUCCGCAAGCGCCCGCUGCGCGCGCCCUCCCCGGAGCCCGCCGCCCCCCAAGCAGCCGCGGGCCCUGGGGUCCCCCCGGAGUCCCUCUGUUGCGGCCCCGAGGCGCCAGUCGUCCCUGGACCCCCCCACGGCCUGCACCGGCCGGAGGCGCUUUACUACCAGGGACCUUUACUACCCCUGUACUCCACCCCAACCAUGGGCUCCCCCUUUCCACUGCUAAGCUUGCCUGCCCCCCUGUACCCCAUCAUGUGCUCAAUGGAACACCCCCUGUCAGCCGACAUCGCCAUGGCCACCCGUGCAGAUGAGGACGGAGACACGCCCCUCCACAUUGCCGUGGUGCAGGGCAACCUGCCGGCCGUGCACCGGCUGGUCAAUCUCUUCCAGCACGGGGGCCGGGAGCUGGACAUCUAUAACAACCUACGGCAGACACCGCUGCACCUGGCAGUGAUCACCACGCUGCCAUCCGUGGUUCGGUUGUUGGUGAUGGCCGGCGCCAGCCCCAUGGCGCUGGACCGCCACGGUCAGACGGCAGCUCACCUGGCGUGCGAACACCGCAGUCCCACCUGCUUGCGGGCCCUGCUGGACAGUGCAGCCCCGGGCACCGUGGACCUGGAGGCCCGCAAUUAUGAUGGGCUCACCGCCCUGCACGUGGCGGUGAACACCGAGUGCCACGAAGCCGUGUUGCUGCUGCUGGAGCGUGGCGCCGAUAUCGACGCCGUGGACAUUAAGAGCGGUCGCUCCCCUCUCAUCCACGCCGUGGAAAACAACAGCCUUAGCAUGGUGCAACUGCUACUGCAGCACGGCGCCAACGUGAACGCGCAAAUGUAUUCCGGCAGCUCGGCGCUGCACUCGGCGUCCGGCCGCGGGCUCCUCCCGCUGGUGCGCACGCUGGUCCGCAGCGGCGCUGACAGCGGCCUCAAGAACUGCCACAACGACACGCCGCUCAUGGUGGCGCGCAGCCGUCGGGUCAUUGACAUUCUGAGGGGGAAGGCCACGCGGCCAGCUCCUCCGCCACAGCCAGAGCCAUCUCCUGAGAGGAGUGCCACCACUUCCCCUGAGAGCAGCAGCCGCCUCAGCUCCAACGGUCUUCUUUCUGCAUCACCAUCUUCUUCACCUUCCCAGUCUCCCCCCAAGGACCCCCCUGGAUUUCCCAUGGUUCCCCCCAAUUUCUUCCUUCCUCCUUCAUCUCCACCUGCCUUCCUGCCCUUUGCUGGGGUCCUCCGAGCCCCAGGCCGUCCUAUACCGCCCUCUCCAGCUCCAGGAGGCAGCUGAGAGGGACGGGGGGGCAGAUCUUGGACUCAUGAGGAGGGGCCUCCCUGUCCUGUGGGGUCAGCCCUCCUGAAAACUGUGAAGAUCUCACUCUGCCCCCCCCCCCCAAUCUUUGGGACCAGGAUUUGCACAGAGGCACAUGCACCUACCCAUAAGUCCCUUCUUCUAAGAGCAGAUACUCCCCCAUCUCGUCCCCCCACCCAGGACUCUGACCCGGUUAUUCUCAGGCACCAGGCCCCUGUCUGGAAUUCCAUCCAAACGUUCACUUCCUUGUCCUAUCCCAGAGUUGGUGGAACCAGAAACAGCCACUCUUCUCUUUCCUGUACCCGGACAGACAAGGAGAGGAGAGAUGGGCCGUAGGCGGGCACUGAUAACAAUGUAAAUUAUUAGGCAUUUUGGUUGAAUUUCUUUUGUAAUAAACUAUUUUUGUACCGUGUCUCUUGCUUAGCUGGGGUUCUCUGAGG